AUGUUGUAUGUCACGUUGGACACCACCUUUAAAGAGUGAGUUUGUCUAUAGAAAUAUCAUAAAUGUUCAAAGUUUAGAGCGACAUACUAUACAUCUACAGUCAAUCGCUCCAUUAACCCGGUAUAAAGUACAGAAAAUUGAGUACAUACUUCUUCUCAAAGCCAGGUGUGUGUGCAAAUGUGCUCUACUGUAGAAAAAUAAGAAUUUCAGCCGUUCCCGAUCUAUCGAAACAUGCCCAAUGCAUACUUGCCGAAGAACGCGAGCACUACGCCGGUGCACUCUUCGAUCAUUGCCUUCGGAAUCGAAGAAAUGAACCCGCACACUUUGCACACCUCGAAAGACAACAACGUAUGCAAAAAGAUCUUCAUCUUCUGCACAUUAGACCACUGCUCAAAAAAGUUCCCAGAGAACAUGUUUUAAUGCUGAUAUUGAAGAUAUUAUGGGUACUUUCUUUUUUCUUGGGUUUUAAACUUAAAUGAUCUGAAUAAAUAGUCUUCUUCAAAGUGUAUUGAUUCUGAAAAUGCUGCCAAAGCUGUAUGUUAAAUGAUGAUGAUGAUAAGCAAAGUUUGGCGGUUACCGUCAACAAGCGGAUAUAAAUGAUGCUGUUGAGAUGAGCUUUAAGAGAACAAUAAUCAACGUUCCACAAAAACAUUUCUCGUAAAAAGCGUAUUGAUUGUUGCUCCCCUAAAGCCCAUCUCAUUAGCGAUUAGGCACGUAGAAGUGCUUUAUGCAAACCUCGAAUUAGUUGCCAUUCUGAGAAGCGAAAAGCGAAAAAACCCACUCAUUUUCGUCUCGCUUCUCACCGACUCCCGGUAACUCAAUCGGUGAGUCCAGUCAGUCCGUCCGUCACUCAAUCGCUAACACUUUAUUUAUUAUUUCCUCACAUGUCUCCAACUCGUUUCUCUUCCGAAAACCCUUUGUGAGUCAGUCGUUAUGCUCGACUUUUCCGUCAUUGCUGCAAUUCUGCUGGGAGUGGCAAGUGGCGCAGGUUGCCGGAACUUUUAAGGAAAGUUUUACUCAUUUUCAGAUAAGUCUUCCAGGUCUCAUUGUGAACGUUUACGUCUUUUUGAAACUGUUCCUACGCAAGGUGCAAUUCAGCGGAUUUCAAAAGUUGUGCAUCGUCAAAGCGGUUCCCAAUUCGAUUGUUUGCUUCACUUUUCUGGUUUGGUCAACUCCCCUCUGUGCUUUGUGAGUGAUGAACGCUCUCCUCACUAAUCUGGAGCAUUUUCAGAAAUCCACAAUAUGAAAGCAUUGCGAGGAAUGUGAAUGUGGGGUUCGGACAGCUCGCCGGAUGGGGAGCUUACAUUUUGGGUAAGAUCUUUGUAAUUGAUGAAUAGGUUUCUUUCUAAAUCUGUAGAAAGGUCCAUUUGAUUACGGAAAGCUACAAAACAGUUCAAACUUUUAAUAGGUCCGCUAAUUCAAGUGUGCAUGUCCUUCAACCGCUUUUACGUCCUCUACUUUCCAAUGAACUCGCUGAAAGUGUCCAAUUAUCCAAUAACCAACAUUGCCAUACUCAUUGCCCUCUGCGUCGCACUCAUCUACACAGUUAUCGGUCUUCCAGGUGAACAACUCAGUUUUGCCAAGUCUAAACAGUAAAUCCAACUAGAAUUGUACACUACAGAUCAGUGCGGAUUCGUCUUCGACCCUGAGAUCUUGGCGUGGCGGCCGGAGGCGUUUGAAUGCGCCGAAUGGCUCGCCGAUUUCAUUUUCGUCUCGAUUCUCAGUCUGUCAAUUACCUCCAACUCGCUCAAUUUUGCCACUUUUUUCAAAUUAGUUUCUAGCCGGGUACGGAAAUGGAAUAGGCCAGGAUAUUAAAUCAAUUUGAUGUCAGGUGGAAGGCGUUUCUUCGGACGACAGCAUCAAUAGGAGGAAACGAAGAAUCAGCAUGUAUAUUCAAGUGAGUUCGAAUGAACUGAUGCGGCUCAUUUGCACAUGUAAACCUUUGGAAGAAGUUGUGUUGCUCCUUGCAGCGUCUCGCCUACAAAUCACCCGACUUGCAUCAACAUAUUUGUUUUACAGAGUGUGCUUCAAGACACACUGCACCUGAUCGACAUGAUCAAUUGCACGAUAUUGUUCAAAUUGAACUCCGCCGUGUGGUAUCAGUUUCUUUUCCUUUCUGUCAGCUUCCUGGCGAUUCACGCGCUUGACGGGUCAGUUGGAGAGUGA
Messenger RNA from Caenorhabditis sp. 36 PRJEB53466, 2166 nucleotides. The record is from the annotation of a GenBank genome assembly. Lineage: Eukaryota; Metazoa; Nematoda; Chromadorea; Rhabditida; Rhabditidae.